CUCAAAGUCAAAGAUCAAGGAGAUGGCCUCCUCAGGAAUCUACAAGCUGGAUGAUGGGAAGCCUUACCUCAACAACUGCUUUCCAGCCAGAAAUCUGCUUCGUGUGCCGGAGGAAGGCCGAGGACACUGGUUAGUGGCUCGGAAAGGUAACAUCAAGAAGAAGCCCAAGGGUUUGGUUGGAGCACGGGCUGAACAUCAGGAAAGCCCGAAGGUGUCUUCUUUGGAGUUCAGGGGAAAGAAAGGGUCUCGGCGGGGAAAUCAGGUGGACCUUCCUGGACAUAUCCUGGACCAGGCUUUUCUGCUGAAGCACCACUGUGUGAGGAAGCCAUCAGAUCUGUGCACCAUUAAUGUGAGUGGCCUGAAGUUAUCCAAGGCUAAGGAAAAUGACUUCAAGCAUUUUCAUUCUGUGGUUUAUAUCAAUGCCUCAGAAAACCUGCUGCCUCUAGAGGCAUUUCACACGUUUCCAGCCCUAAAGGAACUGGAUCUUGCAUUUAAUGGCAUCAAAACAAUCUACGUGAAAUAUGGAGACUUUGAGUUACUGGAGUUCUUGGACCUUUCCUUCAACAGCCUGACUGCGGAGGCCAUCUGUGAUUUGGGGAUUCUGCCACACCUCCGUGUCCUGCUCCUCACAGGCAAUGGCCUCACCUCCCUGCCACCCAAUUUGGCCGUCGCAGAGCAGGAGGCAUCCGUAACAUCGCUGACAAGCAAGAGGUACAUCCUGAGGUUCCCAGCACUGGAGACACUGAUGCUGGAUGACAACAGACUCUCCAACCCCAGUUGCUUUGCCAGCCUUGCUGGGCUCAGGAGACUGAAAAAGUUAAGCCUGGAUGAAAACAGAAUUAUCCGGAUCCCAUACCUACAGCAAGUUCAGCUCUACGAUGAGUCAGGGGAUUGGACUGGAGGCAGGGAAAGUCCCCAGAAAGAGCCCCAAUUCAUGCUGCAGUCCAAGCCAUGGAUGCUUGAGGACUCAGAUGAGCAACUGGAUUACACUGUACUGCCCAUGAGAGAGGAUGUUGACCAGACAGAGGUUGUGUUCUCAUCUCAACCUGGAUUUUCAACCUCAGAGAAAACCAAGAUAUGUUCACUUCCUCCCAUAUUUGAGAUUCUUCCUGUGAAGUCACUGAAGGCCAGGAACCAGACGCUGGCCCCACCCUUCCCAGAGCUGAGAUACCUUAGCCUGGCCUACAACAAGAUUGCAAAGGAGGAUGCUGUCCUGCCAGUAGCUCUCUUCCCAUCUCUCUGCGAGUUUGUCUUUCAUAACAACCCUCUGGUGGCCCAUACACGAGGGGUCCCUCCACUGCUGAAGAGCUUCCUCCAGGAGCGACUGGGAAUCCACUUAAUUCGAAGGAAGACAGUAAAGUCUAAGCAUCAUAUUUUGAUGCCUCAGAAGGCUUCACGGAAGGUGAAAACCGAAAUCCUAAAGGUGCCGAAGCAGCCACUGGUGCUCCAUCACCCACACGUGGCCACAACCAAAUCUCCCUCAAUGGAUAUGCUAGAGCCAGAGGCAGAGCUGGCUGAAGAUCUGCCCACUACCAAAAGCACUUCUGUGGAUGCCGAGAUGCCCUCUGAGAGCUUGGAAGCCCUUUCCCUGUCUCGCCGGACCUUCGUGCCGCUGCCUCCCAUCUGCUCCGACUCCACUGUGCAUAGCGAAGAGACCCUGUCCCACCUGAGUGACACAGCUGUCCACCUCAGCCCAGAGCACCCAUCAGAUGAGGACUCCAAGAGCACAGAGUCUGUCUUCCUGACCCAGGUGAGUGAGCUGCCUUCCUCCAUCAUCAAUAGGGAUGAUUUAAAGGAGAAAGAUCAAAAGAGACCACCAACGGCACCCAGAGAGGUGAAAGGGACUCGGAGGAAGCUCUCAACUUCCUCUCUUCCCAGCAAGUACCGCGGCUAUGAAGAAUUGCUGACAGCCAAGCCUGAUCCAGCCUUCAUUGAGCCAAAGGGAAUCCAGAAGAAUGCACAGGCCCUGCAACACAUGCUGAAGCACCCACUCGUGUACCACUCCUCCAAGCCCAAGCUGGACACUCUUCAGAAAUCCUAUGUUCCCAAAGAAAAACGGGCCCAGAGGAUCCCGAUUCCACCGCCACGCAAGACUAGAGCCCAGCUGCUGGAUGAUAUCUUCAUUCGCCUGCGGGAUCCCCGGAACAUUACAGAGGCUCCACUAGGUGCUGUCCUGCGCCGUCGGACAGAGCAGCGGCUGGUGAACCAGAAGCAGUACCUGGAAGCCAAGAGGCUGCUGAAGGAGUUCCAGGCACGCUACCGGCGGCUGGUGCGUGGCUCUCUGCGGACAGUGUUGGGGACCACCCCGCUCCCUCCAGCCUGCCCACCACUGAGUGAGAGCCAGCCCAAGUUCGGCCGCUUCCUCAAGUUCAUGGAUGAGUUCUGCCAGGACCCCACAACCAGUGACUCACAAAGCUAGGGCUGUGCACCACCUGGCCUGUGCCCCAGCUCUCCGCAAGGGCUCUGUGCCCUACACUGCACCUCGAGGUUGACCAGCUGGCCACAGGCCUCAGCUCAGCUGAGCUCCACUCACUGGCCACAUACUGGCCUCUCUGUCAGGAUCUCCCUUCCUUGGGGCCAGGCAUGACCUGGUGCUUUGCCCAGUGGCAAUAAAGAGUGGGUGCACAGGG
Molecule: messenger RNA, 2630 nt
Organism: Saimiri boliviensis boliviensis (Bolivian squirrel monkey)
Lineage: Eukaryota; Metazoa; Chordata; Mammalia; Primates; Cebidae
Gene: XRRA1
Product: X-ray radiation resistance associated 1
Cellular component (GO): nucleus
Molecular function (GO): protein binding
Source: RefSeq, a predicted model, not a curated record